Molecule: messenger RNA, 3460 nt
Organism: Mya arenaria
Lineage: Eukaryota; Metazoa; Mollusca; Bivalvia; Myida; Myidae
Exons: 13
Coding region: 118-2259 (713 amino acids)
Biological process (GO): interstrand cross-link repair
Cellular component (GO): Fanconi anaemia nuclear complex
Molecular function (GO): protein binding
Source: RefSeq, a predicted model, not a curated record
AAAUUCUAAUCAUCAAGUUGGCUAUGUAAUAAUAUUAUAAGCUUAUUUCCAGGCCUAAAGUCUAGGUAAGGUAAAGGUUUCGAAAGUAAUUGGAUGACCAUGUAAUACUUAAUAGAGAUGUCCUGUCUAUUGGAUUUGUUUGAUAAUGGUCAGUUUGCUGCUGCUAGUGACCAGCUGACCAACAUAACUGGGCACACAACAGAUCUUACCACACAACUGGCCACUGAGAACAAUGCUGCUGUCCUUGCUUACAUACAACUGAAAGCACAGAGAACAUCUUCUGACGCUGAUCUGUUCAAGUGGAAGUUUGAAAACUGUCUACAGAACUGUGCUGGCGUCCCUGCCAGAGUGGGUGUGCUGACCGUGGAGCUGGCCUCCUUGUAUAAUCACACAUACCUCUCCUUGGUACAUGCCAUCCCAGCCUGCCGUCACCUUAAACUGUGGCAUAGGAGCCUAAUCAGAGUGUGCAGAGUAUUCCACCCCAGAAAAACAAAGCUCAAUUACGACUGUGAUGAGAAAUCUGCUUGUGUGGGUCUGAUCCGACAAUGUCUAAAGGCAAUAGAGGUUGCAUCAGCAUGUGGAUACAUGCCAGUGUGUUGUUUGUUGGCUCGGUGUGUAUGGCUGUGGUGUAUACAGGAGACACGGAUCAACAAUCAUACAGAGGCUGAACAACUUCUACAUACCCUAGCUGAUGCAAUAAACAAGACAGAUUUUCUGGUGACAGGUGACUAUCCAGUGCUGACCUUCCCAUUGUAUGCAGACCAUAUCCAGCUGCCAGUGACCCCAGGCCUGGAGGGACCCCUUUCCAGUGUCCUGUGGGUAGUCAGUCUGUCAGGCAAUACUAGGUAUGACCUGGUGGUCAGUGUACUGGACACAGUCAAGGAUCAACAUCUCGCCCCAUCUGUCAAGUUCUUAUCAGGGUUUGCUAGCUACAAGCUGGGACAGUACACAGAGGGUAUUUCGACGCUGAUGGAGAUUGUCCGCUCCCAGCCCCCUGCCACCCCCAGACUCAGGGCUCGUGUACAUUUCCUUAUUGGACUCUGCUUCGCUAAACUUACUUGUCCUGUUGCUGUGUUCCAGGACAAGAGGCCACUAGGUCUAGCAAUGUUCCGUGAGGCCAUGUGUGCUGAUUUCAGCUUCCUACGGCCACUGUACACAACUGCCCUACAGUACAGCAGUUUUGGAGAUAACGAUAUGGAACUAGAGUGCCUUAACCUUCUCACAAUGGCCUUGGAGAUGCGGGACAGCCCAGGAUUGCAAGUGACAAGUGGUGUGGACGUCCUGUCUCUGGUAGACUUUGAGGAUGAAGAUAUCACCUACCCCACAGCCUUGUACACUCUGGCCAGCAGGGCACUCAAGCUGCACAAGUUUGAUGUGGCUGCAGAAAAAUACACGAUACUUCUACAACAUCUGAGGACAGGAACUGUUCAAAGCGAAGAUUUGCCGCCAGUUUUACAACUGUAUCAUGAGACUAUGGAAGCUACACUAGGAUCUGGUAAAUACAAAGACUGCCUGAAGCUAUGUGACCACGCCCUUGCUUGUUACCAUGGAAACACAGUCUCCAUGGAUACCACCUAUGAUCCGAGUCAAGGGUCAAGCCAUAGUGGAGAAUUCACAGAUGAGUUGCCUCGUGCUGAAGAUGUGAUAGAUUUUGUUUAUAAUAAAAGAGUUGUGAACAAAAAAUUUAGUCAAAAUAGUAAAAAUAAUGAAGAUUUGUCUAACAAUGGUGAGGAGAUGGAGACCAGUUGCUCUGGUCAGUCUUUGAAGAGGAAGUAUUCAGAAGAUCGUGCCUCUGAAUGUCACCAUGGCGAUACUGAUGUUGUGGCCUUGAAGUUUAAGGCUUUGGCCUUGCACAAGAUUGGGAAAAUAGAAGAUGCAUUGAUCUGUUUGAAAAGGGCCAUACAGAGUAUAUCAGACAUGCGCAGACAGAAGAUGCGGGCAGUGAUGGGUUCAUCCUCAGAGCCUCAGUCUAAACGAAGGAAAAUCCAGGAGCCUGGAGCAAACGGAAAAAAGAUGUCUGACACGGAUUCUACGCUUAGGGAUGACAAUAGUAUUGAAAAACUGAAUGUCACUAAAGGGAGUAGUGCUAAGUUGAAUUCUGGUGAAAAUAAGCUUGCUGGCCUUCAUGGAACAUCACUCGAACUAGAGUGUGAACUGUAUGAAAUGACUUCUAAUAUUCUGGACUCUUUAAAGAAAAGUAAGGAUGCUGCUCAUUUUAGAAGACUUUCAACUGAGUUGAAAUCAUGCUUUAAAGUCUAAUACUAAAUAAAAUUAAUGCUUGAACAUUACUUUAUUAUAUCAAAUUUGUUUAAAUACUGCUUAAUAGGACCAAUUUUUCUCUCUUCCUAAAAAGUUGCUGAAUUUUGUCUAAAAAGACUACAUUUUUAUUUUGAAGCAAAGUAGGAACAAAGUUCACAAAUCUGAAAAACUAUCCGAUUUUGCAUUCAUUUCCCCCAUUGUGAUGUUAUUUUCUUUCUUAAGUUUAAUGUUAGCAAAGAAGUUAUAAAAAGAUUUAAGUCCCAUUGUUAGCACUUUUUUUAAUAAUCCUUAUUUGAAAACCUGACUCUUUCACAGUUCUGUGCGUCUAUUUAAAGUAUUUUCACAAUUCAGAACGUUUUUGAAUACUCACUUUAUGAAUGGAUGAGAAAGACCAGGUUUUGUGUUUUCUUCCUGAUGGUGAAACUACUACCUGGCAUGUCACAGGACGUUUAUCGCCACUGAUCAGUAUGAAUACCUGCAUUGUCUAUAGGAACCAAUCACUUUGAAUGAGUCUUGCAAGCCCUAUCAGUAUUGAAUGUUUUACAUGUGUAUUAUUGUAUACAGUAAUGUGUUUUCCAAAUGUUUCUUUGUGCAAACUAUAGCUGUUAAAAAAGUGUCCACUAAGCGGUUUAAUUGGUAGAUUUGAUUACAAUAAGCAGUAGGAAGUACUUGAAUGUUCUUGAACUUUUUUAAUGGUUUAUUGUUAAGAAUUGUUAAAGUGACACUCUUAUUCAAUAUCAAUACAUACGAAUGCAUAACAAACAUACAUUUUGAGUGAUAAACCUUUAACUACUAACUUCAUAAUACAUUAAUGGAAAAUUUUAAUUUGAAUAAUGAUAACAAGAUUCUAACUGAGUAUUUAAUAGCUAAAAACGCCAAAAUAUUAAAUGAUUGGUGAAUGCUAAAAGAUUUAAUGCUAUCUUCUAUUGUCUCAUAAGGUAGAAAUACGGUGUUUGCAGAACCUUCCUUUCAAAUUAAACAGGAUAUGCUUCAUAAGAACUACUUUUUCCAACAUGUAUUCUUCCAUUGUGGUGUAUUAAAACAAUUGUCUUAAUUGCGGUGAAUCUUAUUUGGAAGUGCAGCUUUAAAAACACAAGUUUUGAUUUAUUUCUAAUAGCACAUACCAUGCAUUACGUUGUUAGUUUUGGUGCAAAUUAAUCAAUGGCAUUGCCUUGUACUGGUUUGAAUUGGCAUUGAUACA